CAGCACUUAUCGUGAUAAGUGCUGGAAAGCAAUUAAAAAUAUAAAGGUUUACGGCGCUUUUCAGUACUUUUCGUGAUAAAAGCUGGAAAGCGCUUAUCAAAAACCAUUCUAAGCUAUAUUAAGCGGCUUAAUAGAUUAAAGUCACUUUUAGAAGCUUAAAAACGCGAUGUUUAAGCACUUUAAAGCACUUAAUUGUAGUGAUAGCUUAUUUAAGCCGCUUAAAAACAGCUUACAAAGGCAACAAUUUUCACAUGGGGUUCUGUUAGGUAUCUUUCUCUUAAGGAAUUAUGUGCCAGUCGAAAAUCAAAUCAUAAAAAUUUAUAUUAAUUUUUGCAGCAGUAUGAAUAAACUUCUCACUAGAAAGUACGGUUUUUUGAAAAGCUGAACUACAAUCGAAACCCCUGAUGCCAUAUUUCAUUACACUUGAAAGCCGAUGCCAGUGUCAGAUGUUACAAUAUAAACUACUAUGAUGCCCAGGAAUCUGAACUACUUAUCUUUCCAAAAUGGGAGACUCCUACUCCAUAGUCAAUGGAUACUUGCAUAUUUCUGUCACAGUAAGUAAGAUGUAUCUCAUUUCGUGUCGGAAGUACACAUUAGCUGCCAUAUUGAAGUCGUUCGAUAGUACUAUCACUGUAUACAUCUAAUAGAAACCUCUUUUUAAUUCCUUCAAGCUCAACUGUUUCCCGAAUGACUUUGUUAGUUUAGCCGUCAUUUUUUCUGUCCAUUGCUAGACCUCGCAAAUACACAGGCCAGAUGAGCACGCGAAUGCGAAAUGUAGUGUUCAGAACGCAUUACAUUGUCGAUUUAAUAGUAUGGGGUCGGGAACGAACUGGUAACCAGCUAUUGAUUUCUACGAAACCAUGAUAACUGUUUCUACAGUUCUCCAAGAAACUGAUAGUUUUGAUUUAUUAGUUUUUAAAACACUUUGUCCUUGUGUGCCAAUUAAAUCCCAAAGGCAGUAUGAAAAACAUCCAUCAUAAUAAGAACCCAUAUUCAAAGGACGGGGGACAUUUUGCGUUGUUAUCGGCCCCCAUAGAAAACAUCAUCCGUUUUUCAUGAAACUUUCAGCAUCUGUAGGGCUCAUAGUCUGUAGUCACUCCUAUAAAUUUCAGCUUGAUCGGUCAAGCUUUUACCUUACUUUAGUGGUCCGCCACAUAAGCCCCUAAGUGACCUAUAUUAGUGACCUUGUGUACCUUCGUUCUCAACUGUAUGAUUCAGAACCGGAGCCAUUUUUUCAGCAUGAAUAGCAAUUAUUAAGAGCUUCAAAAGUGCCCGAACAAGUGCCUUCAACAAACCUGCCUUCAAUUUUUUAUGAAGCACAUAGUACCCCCAGUAUAGGGUAAAAUACAAUGUAGUGAACCAUGUGUACCGUCGAUCUUCAUUAUAUGAUUCAGAAUCGGAGCCAUUUUUUCAGCAUCAAUAGUAAUUAUUAAGAGCUUCAAAAGUGCCCGAAUAAGUGUCUGCAACAAACCUGUCUUCGAUGUUUUAUGAAGCAUAUACUACCUCCAAUAUAGUCUAAAGUUCGAUAUAGUGAACCAUGUGUACCUUCGAUCUUCACUAUAUGAUUCAGAACCGGAGCCAUUUUUUCGGCAUCAAUAGUAAUCAUGAAGAGCUAGAAAAAUGCAGCUAUAUGUGACUACAGAGGGUGUGGGUGUGUGGAUGUGACUGCCGAUGAGUAUACGGCAAUCACCCACACCCACACCCUGAUUUCAAUAAAAUUGGUCCGCGUUAAAUUAUCCAAAUAUCUUUCUCUUCCAGUGAUAUAUUGGCAUGGUUUGACAAAUUCCGAAAUCAUUUUAACUCAAUUCGAUAUUUUUAUUUUGAUUCUCCUUUUGCAAUGUCAGAAUUUGAUUUUUACAAUCUUACUGGAAUCACAAAAUUAAACUUUCAGCUCCUAAUCAAGCUUCUGGUCGAUUCCAACAUUAAACAAUCAUCUAAUCGUUCACUUCGGAAUGCAGUAGAACUUUUCUUUAGAAAACUUAGAUUAGGAAUUAGCAACAAAUUUCUUACUACCAUUUUCCAAUUUUCAAAUCCUAAAGCUGUUUCUCGAACCCUUACUGCUGUUCGUGAAGCUAUGCUAACGCAUUUCGUGCCUUACUACCUUGGUUUUAAUCAUAUUUCUCGUCAAGAAGUCAUUAGCAAGCAUUCUUCUCGACUUGCUACUCAAUUAUUAACUGACAAACCAAAUAUAGUUGUAAUCGUAAUCGACGGUACAUAUUUGUAUAUACAGGUACGUAAUGUAUUAACUAUUUUAAGGCAUACAUCUAAGCAGUUCAGUGUGAGAAAUCGGAUUCGUCGUUAUCAUUAUGCAUUUGUUCGUGCUAUAGCCAAAGAUCAAAAGAUAAUCCUAGAACAACGCAAACUAAUAUGAUAGGAUCGAACUCAUUUCGAGGAAACUUGUAAAUAUGUAUUAUAUAUAUUGUAGUGGGUCCCUACUAUAAAUGCGAUGUUCUGAUAUCCUGAUUUUUUCCCCUUUAUUGUAGACAAAGGCUACGAUUCUUGACUUUAAAAAAAACUAAAUAAAAUGAAAAAAGCUUAAAAAGUAAAAAUUUUUCUAAAAAAAGUGUCACCUUGUUCUCGAUAGCUCAUUUUUUCAAUGUUCGAUCAGAGUGAAAUAUCGAUUUUUGUAGUUGGUGAUAAAUAUUUUUGUUGCAUUCUUAGAAGAGUGGGAACAAUGAAUUACAACGACGAACAUACAAUAUUAACAAGCACCGAUCUCUUGUUAAACCACUGUUGAUUACUACUACCACAGGUUAUAUUAUAGCAGCUUAUGGACCUUAUUUAUCAGACAGUUCAAAUUAUGACGCAGCUAUACAAAAAGAUAUUCUUAUUAAAAACAAGGAUGGCAUUUUAAAUUGGAUUGCUGAACAUGAUCUAGCUGUCGUUGAUCGUGGUUUUCGAGAUAGCACUGGAAUGAUGCGAGCACUAGGUCUUGAUGUAUGUAUGCCGGAUUUUUUAAAUGGUCGGCGUCGAUUCGAUGCACUUGAAGCAAAUCGAGCACGCUUUAUUAGUAAGAUCCGUUGUGUUGUUGAAUCGGCGAAUGGUCGUGUGAAGCACUUCAAAUGGCUAAAUGAGACCAUUCAAAAUACAACAAUCCCACAAAUACGUGAUUAUUUACAAAUUGCCUGUGCUCUAAUUAAUGCCUAUCGUGCUCCUGCUAUUUCUUCAUUUUCUAAUCGGGAUCAAAUUACUGCUACAAUGUUGGCGCAUCUUCAUGAACCAAACUUACUUCGUGCCCGUCUUAACAAUGAAGUUCUCCAUUGA
Molecule: messenger RNA, 3264 nt
Organism: Rotaria sp. Silwood2
Lineage: Eukaryota; Metazoa; Rotifera; Eurotatoria; Philodinida; Philodinidae
Source: the annotation of a GenBank genome assembly